AUGAGCUCCGACGUCGCCGACAUGUUGUCGCCGGCUACGAGGGAAAUACUGGGUAAGGUACGGCAGAUCGUGCCGCCUAUGCUGGAGAAGUUUCAUAAAGGUCAAUUGGGCCGCGUGGCUGUUAUCGGAGGCAGCGAGGACUACACUGGCGCCCCGUACUUCUCGGCGAUGGCGAGCGCGCGGCUGGGCUGCGAUAUGUCCCACGUAAUCUGCACCCCCGCCGCCGCCGCGGUCAUCAAGACCUACAGCCCGAACCUCAUGGUGCACCCACUAAUGCGGCAAUCGCCCUCGCCGCACCACCAACAUUCCUCACCUAAUUCCCCAUACGACUCCGACCCCGUGCAUAUAUCCGGGAAGAUCAUUGAUUUACUCCCUCGUCUGCACGUCCUUGUCGUCGGACCGGGCCUCGGUCGCGAUCCGCUGAUGCAGGAGACCUGCGCACGGGUUCUGGCCGCGGCGCGCGAGCGGAAGAUGCCUGUGGUUCUGGACGCGGAUGCGCUGGCGCUGGUGACGAAGGCGCCGGAGCUGGUGCAUGGGUGGCGGGAGGUCGUGCUCACGCCGAACGUAGUCGAGUUUGCGCGGCUGUGGAAGGGGGUUAAGGGCUCAGGAGACGACGGUUCCGAGGGCUCGGACCCCUCGCAUAAAGUGCAGGCUUUGUCGCGGGCGUUGGGCGGGGUGACGAUUGUGCAGAAGGGCGGGAGGGAUCUGGUAUCGAAUGGGGAGGUGACGAUGACGGUGGAUGUGGAGGGUGGGCUGAAGAGGAGCGGCGGACAGGGCGAUACCCUGACGGGGAGUAUUGCGACGAUGUUGGCGUGGCGGAAGGCUUACCUGGAUGAGAUCUGGGACCACGACGGGAAGCUCGGGGAGGAGGAGACGCUGGGGUUGGCGGCGUUUGGGGGUGCGGCUAUUACGAGGGAGUGUUCGCGCCUCGCGUUUGAGAAGAGGGGGAGGAGUUUGCAGGCUAGUGAUCUUACGGACGAGGUCUAUACCGCGUUUUUGAACUUGAUAGGCGAAGUUACUGGGAAGCAAGGGUGA
Annulohypoxylon maeteangense is the source of this 1035-nucleotide messenger RNA. Its product is annotated as Ribokinase-like protein. NCBI's taxonomy places the organism in Eukaryota, Fungi, Ascomycota, Sordariomycetes, Xylariales, Hypoxylaceae. Gene Ontology annotation, molecular function: ATP-dependent NAD(P)H-hydrate dehydratase activity. The coding region runs from base 1 to 1035 and encodes 344 amino acids. The transcript is spliced from 4 exons. Gene Ontology annotation, biological process: metabolite repair. The record is from RefSeq and is a predicted model, not a curated record.